Folsomia candida is the source of this 1164-nucleotide messenger RNA. RefSeq lists its product as uncharacterized. Lineage: Eukaryota; Metazoa; Arthropoda; Collembola; Entomobryomorpha; Isotomidae. The transcript is spliced from 2 exons. The record is from RefSeq and is a predicted model, not a curated record. Bases 20 to 1129 code for a protein of 369 amino acids.
UACUCUAUACACACAGAUCAUGAAAACCAGCCUGUACUUUUCCCUUUUCCUAGUUUAUUUCGCCAGAUUACCGGGAACUUAUUCCAGGGUGGCAUGUCCCUUAGAAUGGGUCCCUUCUCAGAACGGAGAGUCCCCCGAAGGAGGCGUAAUUGCCUUCUCUAGCGAUGAAAUCGUCGCCAGGUUGAACAUUUCGGGCCUUCUUGUACCCGCCCGACUCUCCCCAGAGGAUGGCAUGGCUUACGGAACUCUUCCAUUGGACGAAACGGUACACACAUCAAACGUUUAUGACGUCCUGACCAACCCUUCGUCGUCCUGUCUUGUGACCUGGGUCGACAAUAACGACGAAUUAGCAACAAAUGGCCAGCAGGUCCAAGUUACAGACAGUUUAAUGAUCGGACGGACACAUAUGGUCGACAAGGAUGGUAACUUUAACACCGUAGGGGGCACGGUGUCAGAAGGUCAACUUUUCGUCGCAUUUCAAUCUAAGCAAGAAAUCAGUUUGGACUUUCAGAUCUUGACAUCUGUGUACCCCUUUUUGUCCGGAUAUCUCUAUAAUUUUACCCUCCACACGGGUCAUUUGACACCUAACCAUGUCGAAGUCAUCGAUCAGGAAACAAUUUUCCACUCUGGAUUCGAAACCAGCCAGGAAAUCAAUCAUUUCGGAACGAUCCAGGAAAUCUAUCAAAUCUCAGAGUCACCCUUUGGGUGGAAUGGGAUUAACAAAUUGACCACAAUCUUUACACCUGGAAAAACUCCUGAUACCUUCCUUAUCGAAAACGGCAACAAUUUCAACCUCGAAUAUACCCAAACUCGCGAAAUUUCUUUCAAAAAGAUCAUCGAACUUGGGCCCACUAAUCAAAAUGGUGUCCUAAUCUGCUCCGGGGUCAACAUGUUUCAAGGUGAGGUGGAGUACGAGGCACUUGGCCGAUUCGAAGGGGAAAACCUUAGUGGUGAUGAAGUCGCAAAAAUUCUACAAGCUUCCGGCCGAGCCGUACUAAAUGUGAAUGGAAAGGAUGCCGUCGUAAAGAUAAGUGGGGUUAUCAACGGGAAAUUUUAUUCGGGUAAGGUGUCCGCCAUAUCCCAGUAUGAAGUGGGACAGACUUGUGAACAAAUUUUAAAAAAUAUCUAAAUUUUGAAUAAAACUCCAAUUUUAUUUUUUGCAUA